AUGAGUAUUUGUAGAAGAAGUGCUGCAUUAAUUUUGAUAAGAGAUGAUUUUAAGGUCCUAAUGUUAAAAAGAAAUAAUGAUAUUUCUUUCGGAGGAUCAUUUGCAUUUCCUGGCGGAGUUCUUGAAGAAACAGAUUAUAAAUUAGCUUAGACAGAUUCUUAAUUAAUUUUAAAAAAUCACUCAAAAUAUUAUUGCAAUCAAACAUAUACAUGGUAUGAUACAUCCUUAAUUGCUGCUAUUCGAGAAACUACUGAAGAGACUAAUAUUUCAUUAGAUUCUAAAUAACUAUAUUCAUAAAUAAAACCAUUCAUAAGGAUCAUUACACCUUAAAUGAUGAAAAAAAGAUAUGACACAUAGUUUUUUAUUUUAAAUUUAAACAAUUACGAUACACUAAACAUUAAUAAGAAUGAAAGUAUUAGCUAUGAAUGGAAUACUCCUUUUGCCUUUUUGGAAAAAUAUAUUAACAAUUAGAUAAGUUUAUUUCCACCAAUAUUCUUAUAAUUAAUUAUACUUAAAUAAUUGGGAAGUUUUUAAAAUAUUAUUACCUAUAUUAAUUAAGGAGAUCUAUUGAAACAUACGUAUCCUCAUGUUUUCUAAUUUAGUAAAUAUAUUUAUGAGUUUUUAUUAGCUAAUAAAGGAAUUCUUAAUUAUCCAGAUCCAAACUUUGAUUUAUAAAAGCUUUUAGAAAAUGAAUAAACUGAUUAUCUAAAAAAUGAAUUAAAAAUUAGAUAUAAUUAGAUAGAAAGAUCAGAUUUUCGAUUUUAGUUAGAGGGAAACUUGAAAAGAUUGGUUGGCCAUAUAGGAAAAUUUUAAAAUUCACCUUUAGCAUUAUUAAAUGGUGAAAUUAUAAAUGAUAACUAAUUUACAUAAAAUAAACCAAGAUUUUGA
Paramecium sonneborni is the source of this 888-nucleotide messenger RNA. Lineage: Eukaryota; Ciliophora; Oligohymenophorea; Peniculida; Parameciidae. The record is from the annotation of a GenBank genome assembly.